Emiliania huxleyi CCMP1516 is the source of this 1418-nucleotide messenger RNA. RefSeq lists its product as hypothetical. Gene Ontology annotation, molecular function: nucleotidyltransferase activity. The transcript is spliced from 13 exons. Gene Ontology annotation, biological process: biosynthetic process. Gene Ontology annotation, cellular component: cytoplasm. Bases 22 to 1125 code for a protein of 367 amino acids. The record is from RefSeq and is a predicted model, not a curated record. Lineage: Eukaryota; Haptophyta; Isochrysidales; Noelaerhabdaceae.
CUGCACGGCCCCCACGAGCGUAUGAAAGCUGUGCUGCUCAUCGGAAACUUCUCGGGCAGCCUCCGGCCGCUGACGCUGUCGCAGCCGCUUCCGCUCCUCCGCUUUUGCAACCGCUCGCUCAUCUUUCACCAGCUCCAGGCGCUGAAGGAUGCCGGCAUCUCGCAAGUCGUCAUCUGCCACCCGAACAAGGAGGUGCCGGCCGACUGGACAGCGGCCAUCGAGCAGCUGAGCGGCGAGCUGGGGCUCAAGCUCGUCUGCUCGCAAGAGACCGAACCGGCGGGCACCGCCGGCGCGCUCAAGCACGCGGAGGCGCUCGUCACCGACGACGGCACCAACGACGCGCCCUUCAUCGUCGUGAACGCCGACGUGCUCUGCUCGUACCCGCUGCGCGACCUCCUGCUCGCCCACCUCAAGCGCGGCCGCGAGGGGACGCUGCUGACGACCCGCUCAGAGGAGCCGUCCGAGUACGGCGUGGUGGUGGUGGACGAGAGGACGGGAGGCAUCACCCACUUUGUGGACCGGCCAGAGACGUUUGUGUCCGACCGCAUCAACUGCGGCGUCUAUGUCUUCUCGCCCGCCAUCUUCGAGCGCAUCCGCGCGAGCUCGCGCGUCUCGAUGAACGAGCUGCUGCCCGCGAUGGCCAAGGCCGAGCAGCUCAACUCGAUGCUGCUCUCGGGGUACUGGGUCAAGCUCACCUCGACCCGCUCGUACAUGGGCGCCGUCGCGUCGCACCUGGAGAUCGCGCGCUACCUGGCGCCCGCCUCGCUCGCCGAGUCGACGGCGGACUUCACUGUCACCGGGAACGUGAUGGUCCACCCGUCCGCAACCAUCGGCAAGGGGUGCGUCGUCGGGCCGGCGGUCGUGAUUGGCCCAAACUGCCGCGUGGCCGAGGGGGUGAGGCUCGAGUCGUGCACGCUGCUCGAGGGCGCCGCCGUCGCAUCGCACGCCAUCAUCCGCGAGUCUGUCCUCGGCCUCGGCUCCUCCAUCGGCCGCUGGUGUUUCGUCAACGGGUCAGUCCUCGGCGAGGCUGUCGAGGUGUGCGAGGCGCUGCUGCUCAAUGGCGCGACGGUGCUGCCGCAGAAGCAGCUGGAGCGGAAUAUCCGCAGCCCCGAGAUUGUCAUCUGAGGGCCCCGAGAUUGUCAUCUGAGGGCCCCGAGAUUGUCAUCUGAGGGUGGCGCGGCGGCUGCGUGCUCGUGAGGGCGGCUUGGGCGGUCCGCGCCGUGCGUGAGUAGUUUUGAGAACGCACAGUCACACGCACCACGUCUCGUACAACGUGCGAGAGUUGCGUGUGCUCCCAAUAGGAAUUGGGAGCGGCAGUUGUGCCAACUGGCCGCAGUGAAACCACCCCCUUCCCAACCGUCUCAGGGACGGACGCAUUUGCCCCCUUUCAAAGGCGGUUUCGAAGUUGAUGAGACCUC